UUUAGUUAUCCAUCCGAUCAAGUGUAUACGCGUCCUUUUGAGCGGAUUACAAAAGGUAUAAACCACCCCUAACAAGCGGAUUAGAUUUUUAAUCAGAUUGGCACUUUUUAGUCCGAUUGAGGUGUUUACAUGGGAUAUUUUUAUUCAGAUUGAUCAUUUAAACGGAUUACAAAUGUCCAUGUAAACGCAGCUACUGUCGCUUGUCUUCUCUCUUUUGAUGAUGUGAUUAAAUCUGUCACUAAACUGAACGAAAAGAUGGAGGAUUUCUGUAAAGAAGAGAUUGAAAAGAUAUCUGAGAAAGUUUCAUUCACUGACAUUUUUCACAAUGAGCCCAAGAUCAGAGCGGAGUUCCUACAAUAUUUCAGUCUCUUCUCUCUGGAUCCAAACACAGCACACAGAUGGAUCUGUCUGUCUGAGGAGAACAGAGCGGCUGCUUGCACUGACACAGAUCAGCCGUAUCCUGAUCAUCCAGACAGAUUUGAUGGUUGUCUUCAGGUGUUGUGUAGUGAGAGUGUGAGUGGACGCUGUUACUGGGAGAUUGAAUGGAGUGGUUAUGGUGUGUUUAUAUCAGUGUCAUAUAAGAACAUCAGCAGGAAGGGAAAAGGUCUUGGGUCUUUAUUUGGACGCAAUGAUCAGUCCUGGAGUUUGUUCUGUUGUCCCUCUGGAUGUUCAUUCUCUCACAAUAAUAUAAACACAGAUCUCCCAGUAGUGUCCAGUAAAAUAGGAGUUUAUGUGGAUCACAGUGCAGGAUCUCUGUCCUUCUACAGCGUCUCUGACACAACGACCCUCAUCCACAGAGUCAACACCACAUUCACUAAACCUCUCUAUCCUGGGUUUUACUUAUAUAACAGCUCAACAGUGAAACUAUGUCAUCUAACAUUAUAAAUGAUUCAUGUUCACUAGUAUAUAUAUAUAUAUAUAUAUUAGUAUAUAAGUGUCACCUAAACCAGUUUAUAUAAUUUAACAAAUCAAAAGACAAAUGAUCAUUUAAAGUCUAUACAUAUAUAUUGUUUCAUUCUUAUAGCUUUGAUAUUUUUCUGUCUAGAUUGUCUGUCUACUUUCAAACGCAUUGAAAUGCAAAAUCUUAGACACGUCUUAGACAAAUUUCGGUGCUUUUGGGUAUAAAUCAUCAGUCCUUCUUAGACAAAUUUACACAGAAUUUCUAUUUCUACUUUUUCUUCUAUUUCUACUCUUUUCUUGGUGUUUUUGGUCUAAAAACUAGACUUAUUUUCUUAGGUCAUUUUGCUCAUCAAGAAAAAGCAUCUUAAUUUAAGAAUUUUUUGAUAUUUUUACUGAAAACUAGACAAAAAUACUUAGAUUUUUUUGCAGUGUACGACUGUUUUUUUGGUGCAGGGACACAUAUGUUGCGUUGUGUGUUUAUGAUGUGUUUUCUUUUACAUAUGUAAUGAAUUUCAUUGUAAUCAUUGACUUAACAUGCUGCUGUUUUCUACAGUAUGGUGCUUUGGCACUGUUCGGUUCAGCUGGUGUUGCAGGGACUGUUAUAUGUGUGCAGUUGACAUUGUUGAGGGUUUUAUGCUGAGUAUUUAGUAUUUGAGUAUUUUUACACAUUUUUGAUGCGCCGUUUUUCAAUAUUUUUCCCGUCCUGCUGUAAUGUUUUUUCAUCUGAUCUUUUGUCCCCACCACUUUUCAACACAAACUGACGCCCCUGGAUAAUCCAAAAUAUUGAUUAGAAUUAUCCUCGUUUACAACAUACAUUGAAUACAUUCAGUUGUGUAGUUUUAUCACCUGGAUAUGCGCAUAUUGCACGGAUACUCAUUCUUUCACUUCAUAACGGUUAAGAAUGUUGCUCAACAGAGCGUAUGCAUAGACGUCACUUUUCCACGUGACCACGCCGGAGCACGCAAUGUUAAGUGGCAAACAUUCAACAAAACGGCUGCUUUUCCAAUAACAAAUCUAUUCGAGCACUAUUUUUAAAGGACAUUGUUACCAAAUCUUGCUCUACUGCCUAUUGGGCUAAGUUUGUUAAUGACCUUGAUUGGAAAAAUUUUUGGUUAUUACCUCAUAAAUUCUUUGUAAGGUCAAAGAAAUCUCUUUUUUACGUUAAUACACAAAUUUUACCCUGUCAAGCAUUUUCUAAGUAAUUUUAGGAAGGACAUUGAUGUAAGCCAGGUGUUCUUUUUGCUCUUUACACUUGGAAACGGUACCCCAUAUUUUUUGGCACUGUAGUCAUGUGAAAAAGUUAUGGCAUGAGAUGUCGUUGUUUAUUAAGGAAAAGGUACUUUUUAAUUUUGUUUUGCUUUUUGAAAAUGUAGUUUUUGGUUAUUCAAAAUAUGAAAAUUGUGUGAUAAAGGAGGCUUUUGUAAUCAAUCUUUUAAUAUUAUUAGUCAAAUUUCAUAUUCAUAAGUGUAAGUUUUCUAACAAAAAGCCACUUUUUUCUGUAUUCCUGAAAGAAUUUAAAAAUAAUUUUUCCACAAUUCAAUCUAGUACUAAUAGAAAAUCUAUGAAGACUGUUCAUUUAUGUACUGUCUGUAAAAUCUUUGACUGAUGUAAUGGUCUUGUAGUUUAUUUUAUUAUUUUUUUGUGUGUGUAUGUUUUAUUUGCUCCCCUGGCUCUAAAGUUGUAUACUGUAUCAUUCUGUUGUUUAAAGCAAUAAAAAAAUGGCUGGUUUUCAUUGCGAAAUUGCUGCGAAAUCACCAGUAAAACAGACUAUUAUCAGCUUAAAUAUAAUUUAGUUGGACUUCACUUGAUAGCAGAGGUGGACAAUACUAAGUUACAUUUUCCUAGCAUCUGUGCUUUAUUAGGGUCUUGGGAAAAAAUUACUUCACUACAUUCUAAAGCAUAGAAUCAUACUGUGUAUUCUUUGAUAUUGCAUUUAAAAAUGUAUUUAAUAUCUAACUACAUUAAAAUUAUGCACUUUUACGUGAGUGAAAGUAAGUAAAUGUAAAUAUUAAAUGUAAAACAAAAACUUGUAUUUAUGAAAUGUAAUAAAGUAAAAAAUAUGAUAAUAUGCUUUGGAAUGUAUGUUUUUCAAAGAAAAACACGGAUAAAAUACAAAUACUUGAAAAAACACUUUUAAGUAGAAAGUAAAAUACAUAUUUUUAUGAUUAGUUGACAAAAUGUUAAGAAUUAAACAUGUAUCUAUCACUUAAACUUACUUGGAGCUAAUGUGCUUUGCAUAGGCAUAUUUUGCCAUAAAGGACUCGGGAAGUCAAGAGAAAUUGAGGCUGUUAAAAGAUUUAAUGAGCUGGACAUUUGUUCAAAUAUCUAAAGAAGGUACAGUAGUAUUUCAAAAAGAGUGUCAGUCCAUGUGUGACAACCUAGGCUGCAAAGAAAUAAUCACCUUUUGUUAUCUUUAGCAGAUCAGCUCUCAUUUCAGCUGUUGUAGGGAAAAUGUUGAAAAAAGUGAUGUUGUAAUUUUGCACUAUUGCUGUUUGUAUGGUGCCUUACUAUGGCCAGCUGGACAAUGUGCAGAGCUCCAACUCCAUGUCCAUUGUAAAGGUUUGUCCUGAUGUGGAGGAUUUUACCUGAAAUAUCUUCUCUCCAACCUAACAGCGACAUGAAGACAUAAAAUAGACAUACUGAAUGUUUCUAAGAAUUCAAAGGAAAGACUUGCAUUCUUGUAGAGAAUGAUCUUGCCAGGCUUUGAAGAACAAACUCAGAAGAACACAAAACACGUCAUGAGUUGCACUGUCAUCUUGUUCCUCAACUGACCAUCUUAGUACACUUUAAGUAAUCGGACAGCAUCACCAGAUCCA
Messenger RNA from Paramisgurnus dabryanus, 3716 nucleotides. Its product is annotated as stonustoxin subunit beta-like. Lineage: Eukaryota; Metazoa; Chordata; Actinopteri; Cypriniformes; Cobitidae. The record is from RefSeq and is a predicted model, not a curated record. Gene Ontology annotation, molecular function: protein binding.